This is a messenger RNA of Orbilia oligospora ATCC 24927, 579 nucleotides long. RefSeq lists its product as uncharacterized. Gene Ontology annotation, biological process: regulation of DNA-templated transcription. NCBI's taxonomy places the organism in Eukaryota, Fungi, Ascomycota, Orbiliomycetes, Orbiliales, Orbiliaceae. The record is from RefSeq and is a predicted model, not a curated record. The transcript has 3 exons. The coding region runs from base 1 to 579 and encodes 192 amino acids. Gene Ontology annotation, molecular function: zinc ion binding; DNA-binding transcription factor activity, RNA polymerase II-specific.
AUGAAAUUACUCUGCGUUCGUGAUCUUUAUGAUCCCGUUGCGGCUGCCACCUGUGAACGUUGCAAGAGGUACAAAUACACUUGCACGCUCGCCGAGCCCACCGAAGGGGAGAGGCAGGGUAGAAUUUUAGACUUCUACAAAUGUUCUUAUUGCCGUGAUGCCCGCCAAAAGUGUGUCUUACAAACUGAAAUUGACCCGGUGCGCUGUGCGCGAUGUGUGAGGAAGGACUUACCAUGCUCUGCCCGGACGAGUAAAAAGCACUUGCCAAGGCAAAAGAAAGGCUCCGGCAGUGGAGGAGGAUCUUCGGGUGGAUCGCAAGGCGACGAUUUCACUGAAGGGGAUUCGAACUCUCCAGAUUAUGAUCCCUUUGACGAAGAAGAGGCUGGAUACCAGGAGGGAUACAACUAUCAAGCCGGUCCUUCUGUUCAUCAACAUUUUGAGGGUUAUUGUGAGGGGUACAGUCAACACAACCAAUAUCCAGAUGCAGGCUAUGUACAGGAAAGCUACCACCAAGCGUCAUACAGCCAACCAAAUGGUCAUCCCUAUGGCCAACCCCAGUACGGCUAUAACGGCUACUAG